GCUUUUUCAAUUUUCAUUAGCAUACUAGAAAAUGGGAUAGAACAAAGUCAACCGAAAAGAAAAUCGGGGCGUAGAACAAAUAUCAGCGUAACCGAGACUAAAGAGCGCCAAUUUCACAAAUGGCAGCUUUAGAGUGUGGUCAAAACUCACAAGUUCCGUCCCUGUGUUCUUCAUCUUCUACAUUCUUCUCUUCCAUUUCCUUUCACCUCCAUUUCGUCUCUUUUUCUUUCUAUCCCUCUCCAACAGAAAGAGAGGAACCUCGUUUUUGCGAGGAACGAUUAGCCCAUGUAGCAUAUUUUCUUAUAAUUUAGAAAUCGCAAUGGCAGAUGACAACCAUCGAGAGAUAAUCAGUCUGCAUCAACUUGUGGUGAAACUUGCCAAAGAAUUAGAUUACAAGAACCAUCUCUUGAUGGAGAAGGAAGGUCUGAGUCUGGAAAGAUUUGCUACUAUGAGCUCUUUGAUUGAAGAGAAAGAUAGGCUUCUUGGUGAGAGAUCUGCUGUAAUUGGUUCAUUGAUGGCACAAAAACAUAGGCUACAUGAAGGUUUUGUCGAAGAGAUGCGAAAAUCUGAACAAUUGAAACAAGAGAUAAAGAACAUCAGGCAUCGAUUAGAAGUUCAGCGGCAGAAACUGGAUGCUAGAACCAUGGAACAGGAGGAACUUCUUACUAAAUCUACAAAUGCUAAUGGGUAUUCAGAAUCUCCAGAGAUCAAUCUGAUUGUCCCAGCAAACCAAUUGAGUCAGUCCUUUGACAAGCAUAACAAGCUGCAAAACACUUUGGAGAUGUUGCAACACUUGAGGUCACGGAAUGAAGAUCUGAAUGAUCAGCUUGAAAUUCUGAGGAGAGAACUUGUUGAGAAAGGAGAAGCAUUUCAUCAGCUUGAAAGCCUUAAUCAAACUCUUAUAUCGAAUGAGUCUUCAUGCAACGAAGAGCUGAAAUCUGCAAGAAUGGAAGCCAUAAAUUUCUUCCUAAAUAUCGGAGGCGAUGGAACAAAAGUUGGGAUCAAGAGAAUAGGGGAGAUUGACCCACAACCUUUCCGGGAUGUAUGUUUUAUGAAAUAUUGCAGUUUAAGCUGGGAGGAAAAAUUCAACGAAUUAUAUUCGUUGUGGCAAGCAAAUGUCAAUGAUCCAAGCUGGAAACCCUUCAAGAAAGAUAUCAACAGUGGAGAAUUGAGUGAGGUUGCUGAUGAAAAUGACAAGAAGCUCGCAGAGUUGAGAAAAGAAUGGGGUGAAGAAGCAUACAAAGCCGUUGUUAAUGCACUGCUGGAUUUCAGGAAGUACAACCUCAAAAUGAAGUCUUCAAUUCCUGAACUUUGGAACUUUGAAGAGGGAAGAAGGGCUUAUAUGAAAGAAGUAAUUCAGUACAUCAUCAAGCGCUGUGAAUUCUAUAGAAACAGAGACAAUGAACAGUCUGGAACUAUCUUCGGGCUGAUGGCAGAGAAAGAGAGAUUACUUAGGAAAUUGGCAGGUAUCAAUAUUCUAAUGGAGGAGAAGGACAAGCUUCUGAAAGAGAAGUGUGCAGAAAUUGGAAAAUCGAUAGAGCAGGAUAUGGAGAAGGAUAAAACACUUAACAAAAUGUCUGCAACUAUUAGUACAUUAACGGCAGAGAAACAUAUGUUACUUGAAAGUUGUAAUGCAGAGAAAUGCAUGGAGAAGCAGAGUGUGAUGUUAAAGCAUGAAUCGCAAUUUGAAGAGAAGCUGGCAAAGCAAUCAGAGGAGCAUAAGGAAACAAAGCGUCCCAAUUGUGAGAGUAAUGAAAGCUUAAAAAUCAAGGAGGAAAGUAUGGACUGGUUUCUGGAGUAUUUAAUGGAUCAAGGUGGGCCUGCAAAGAAGUUAAAGAACUCCAAAGCUCAAAGUUCAAAAAGGCAAAUUUGUUCAACAUCAGAAAAUAAAAUGUUACUAGGUCAAAACACGGGUGAACUAUCAAAGCUUCCUAAAGCUGAGCCUGACAUGUAUGGGGAAGCACUGGAUGGGAGGUGGGAUGUAUUAGAAGUUUUACGACCAAGCACAAAUCUUCUGCCCUCAAAAGCUGUCGUUACCUCUCCAUCAUACUCAAUGGCCCUGGAAAGAAGUUUUCAGGUGGUUUGCGUGGAAAAAAAUGGUGAUGAAUGUUUUCGGAGAGAUGGGCAUGCGACUAGUAGUACUACCAAUGUUCAAGUGCCAUGAGUAAAUCUCAAAGUUAAAGCUAGUUCAAGAAAGCCACCAGUGGAAGUUGUGAGUCUUGCGACAAAGAUCAAUAUCAUGCAACAAACUAUCCUCGGACGUUUCAUAUAUUUACCAAAAUCCGUCAGCCAGCAGCUGCUCUUUCUUUACACGAGGUGUACAAAUGGAGAACUGCAACCAAGAGGAUGAGCUCAAAACUUUGCGGAAUCUUGUGGUGAAACUUGCCAGAGAGCUAGAUUACAAAAACUUCACGUUGAUGGAAUUGG
Molecule: messenger RNA, 2427 nt
Organism: Spinacia oleracea (spinach)
Lineage: Eukaryota; Viridiplantae; Streptophyta; Magnoliopsida; Caryophyllales; Amaranthaceae
Product: factor of DNA methylation 5
Exons: 10
Coding region: 320-2164 (614 amino acids)
Biological process (GO): gene silencing by siRNA-directed DNA methylation
Source: RefSeq, a predicted model, not a curated record